GGGAGGAGGCGGUGUUGGCGGCAGCGGACGGGCGGGCUGUCUCGGGGAGCAGGCGGGAGGCGGCUCUGGCCGGGCUCGCAGGGCGGAUAGAGCAGGGCCGCGAUGGGCUCCCAGGCGCUGCAGAUCCUGCGCCAGGGCGUGUGGGCGGCGCUAAGCGGUGGUUGGUACCAGGACCCGCACCAUGGCGCCGGGGUUAACGCGCUGCACCUGUAUCUGUGGCUCUUCCUGCUGGGCUUCCCCUUCACUCUCUACAUGGCCCUUCCUUCUUCAAUGGUGAUAGUAGCAGUCUACUGUCCAGUGAUAGCAGCUCUCUUCAUUGUUCUGAAAAUGGUGAACUACCGUUUGCACAGGGCAUUGGAUGAGGGAGAAAUUGUGGAGAGGAAUGCCAAUCAACAUAUGGACAGGGGUGCAAAAACUGAACAAGGCAAUACUUCAACCAGGAGAACAGACAGCAAUGGGCCCAGUGACCCUGGUGGAGGGAUUGAGAUGUCCGAGUUCAUACGAGAAGCCACUCCCCCAGUUGGCUGCAGUUCACGCAAUUCUUAUGCUGCUCUAGACCCAAAUAACCAGAUUGGAUCAGGAUUAUCUCGUCUUGGAACAACAGCAACCAUCAAAGCCUGCCAUUGUUAUAGGGGAGAUACUGACACUGCGAAGACUUCUGAUGAUAUCAGUUUAAGUCUUGGCCGGAGUUGUAGUCUUUGUAAAGAAGGGAGUGAAGAACAAGAUUUGGCAGCUGAUCAGAAGAUUCUUCAUCUGGUCUCCAAUGACUCCUUUGUCUCAAUCCAGCCUUCGUUAUCCUCUGGACAGGAUUUGCCAAGGGACAACAGUGAUAAAGUGUGCCUCCCUAACAACCACCAUGUGGAUCAGUCUCUAUCUAGUGCAUGUGAUACUGAAGUGGCUUCUCUUGUACCUUUGCAUUCCCACUCCUAUAGAAAAGAUCACAGACCACGAGGUGUGCCAAGGACCUCUAGCUCUGCUGUUGCUUUUCCAGAUGCUUCUCUAAAUGACUUCCCUCUCUAUCAACAAAGACGAGGACUAGAUCCAGUCAGUGAGUUAGAAGCUUCCAAACCCCAUUGUGGAUCUAAAGACUCCUUAGCUGAGAACUCUUGUAUUUCAGGAGUCUUUCAGUUAGAUGACAUCCUGAAAAGUAGUAGCCCCCAACAGCUGGCCAAAAGUGGGAAGAGCAAAUCUUUGAAAGCAGACAAAAGCGUGGAUAGUCUGAGAAGCCUGAGUGGUAGGAGUAGUGGUUCAACAGAAAGCUAUUGCAGUGGAAUUGAUCGUGACACUAACAGUACCAUCAGUAGCUACAAAAGUGAGCAGACCAGUUCAACUCGUGUAGAAAAUGUGUUGUCAGAGCAUGAGGAGUCUCCUAGAGAAGAGAGAGAGAACAGCAAGAAAAAGGACUGCUGUACUGACUCGGAGGAUGACAGUAGCUCUGCUGCGGAUAAAAGGUCUAGUAGUGAAAGGACUGCUGUAGAAAUGAGCACUAAUAGUGGUGUUCAAGAAGCAAAGGAUUCUAACACAUCCGAUGAGAUACACAGUCAAAGGGGUCUUAGUACCUCUGUUUCAGAAGAAGCCAAUAAGAACCCACAUGCCAAUGAACUAACUACACAAAUAGACAGGUCACCUGGGAAGGCUGCUGAAACAAGAGAUGAUCAGAGUGAGAAAUUGGCUGCCUUAGUUGAUUCAAGAACUUGUAAAGAAACAGGUGGUAAACAAAAGGAAGGAGAUGUAAGACCUAAAUCCUCUAACUUAAUCCACCGGACAGCUUCUGUUCAUAAACCGAGCAGGAGACGGACAGGAAAAAAACGGGCUAGUAGUUUUGACUCAAGCCGGCAUAGGGAAUAUGUUUCCUUUCGAGGUGUGUCUGGAACCAAACCCCAAAGCGCUGUGUUUUGUCAUGACGAGGACUCCAGUGAUCAGAGUGACUUGAGCAGGACUUCAAGCAUGCAGUCAACCCACCAGUUCAGCAGUGAUAGCUCUUCCAGCACCACUUCCCAUUCAUGCCAGUCUCCUGAGGGCAAGUACAAUGCUCUAAAGACCAAAUACGUUAAAGAAAGAGGAGUCCCAGACUUGAACACCUACAAAGCCCAUUUAGGCUCUGAAGGAAUUAGCAAAAAACGUUCAACACGUCGAACUUCUAGCACUAACAGUGUGAAGAGUCGUGCCAGAGUAUUAAGUCUGGACAGUGGUACUGUAGCCUGUUUAAAUAACCCAAAUAGCUUAGUGGCACCAAGUAACAUAAAACAAUUAACCACUUCAAAAUCAGAUUUGGAGGCCAAAGAGGGAGAGGUGCUAGAUGAGCUAUCUCUAUUGGGAAGGGCUUCGCAUUUAGAGUCAGUCACUCGUUCUAGGAAUAGCUUACCAAGCCAAGCUAUGUUUCCCGAAGGGGAAGAGCAAGAAUCAGCAGGUGGAGCAGCACAAGCCAGCGAGGAGACUGUCAUGUUUCACCAUGAACGCAGCACAUUUAGGCGUCAGGCAGUACGGCGCCGGCACAAUGCAGGGAGUAACCCCACCCCUCCCACAUUGCUCAUCGGAUCGCCCCUCAGCCUUCAAGAUGGUCAGCAAGACCAGCAAUCCACAACACAGGUCAAAGUCCAGUCCUGCCCCCCUUCCCAGGCAGCUGUGCUCAGCGCUAGCACCUCCUUGCUGGUGAGAAAUGGGAGUGUCCACUUAGAAGCAUCACAUGACAAUGCAUCUGCUGUAGGCGGUAGCAGUUUGCACGAUGAACUUGACUGCUGUGGCAAGAGGAUAGAGAGGGAUAGAUUCUUACUAGGUAAGUUUAGUUCUACACUCUACGAGAUGGGAGGCUGUGACAUGUCACUUGUGAACUUUGAGCCAGCUGCAAGAAGAUCGUCCAACAUCUGUGACACGGAUUCUCAUGUAUCAAGUUCUACCUCAGUUCGCUUUUAUCCACAUGAUCUACUUUCUCUUCCUCAGAUCAGGUUGAACAGGCUGUUAACUAUAGAUACAGAUCUGCUGGAGCACCAAGACAUUGACCUAAGCCCUGACCUUCAGGACCGUAUGCAAUCACAAGAGGAAGCAGCUCAGAAAGUUAAACAAUACUAUCGCUUUUGGAUCCUACCCAAGCUGUGGAUUGGUAUUAAUUUUGAUAGGCUAACUCUCUUGGCUUUAUUUGAUAGGAAUCGUGAGAUCCUUGAAAAUGUGUUAGCUGUUAUCCUAGCUAUUUUAGUUGCUUUUCUGGGUUCUGUUCUCCUUAUAGAUGGCUUUUUCAAGGAUAUCUGGAUCUUCCAGUUUUGCCUGGUAAUAGCCAGUUGUCAGUACUCACUACUCAAGAGUGUUCAACCAGAUUCUUCUUCCCCUCGACAUGGUCAUAAUCGUAUCAUAGCCUAUAGUCGGCCUGUUUAUUUCUGUUUGUGUUGCGCUCUUAUAUGGUUGUUGGAUUAUGGCAGCAGAAAUACAUCUACAACAAGGUUCAGGUUGUAUGGAAUGGUUUUCACCAACCCGUUGCUGCUGCUGUCCGCCAGGGACUUAGUUAUAGUAUUUACGCUGUGUUUCCCUAUAGUAUUCUUCAUUGGUCUUCUGCCUCAGGUGAAUACAUUUGUGAUGUACCUCUGUGAACAGCUGGAUAUUCAUGUCUUUGGUGGCAAUGCCACUACAAGCCUGCUUGCAGCUCUUUACAGUUUCAUCUGUAGUAUUGUGGCAGUAGCAUUAUUGUAUGGAUUGUGUUAUGGCGCCCUGAAGGAUUCUUGGGAUGGCCAGCAUAUUCCAGUCCUCUUCUCAAUAUUCUGUGGCUUGUUAGUAGCGAUGUCCUAUCAUCUCAGCAGACAAAGUAGUGACCCUUCUGUACUUUUCUCUUUAGUACAAUCAAAAUUUUUUCCUAAUUCUGAAGACAAAAACCCAGAGGAUCCUCUGUCUGAAGUCAAAGAUCCUUUACCUGAAAAACUUAGAAAUUCAGUGAAUGAACGGUUACAAUCUGACCUGAUAGUGUGCCUCGUCAUUGGUGUACUCUAUUUUGCAAUUCAUGUCAGUACAGUAUUCACAGUUUUGCAGCCUGUCCUUAGCUACAUUUUGUAUGCGUUGGUGGGCUCAGUAGGAUUUUUAACCCAUUAUGUGCUGCCUCAACUCCGAAAGCAGCUUCCUUGGCACUGUUUCUCUCACUCAUUGCUGAAAACCAAGGAGUAUUAUCAAUUUGAAGUCCGAAAUGCUGCCCAUGUAAUGUGGUUUGAGAAACUUCAUGUGUGGCUCCUCUUUGUGGAGAAGAACAUUAUCUACCCACUGAUAGUCCUCAAUGAGCUCAGCAGCAGUGCCAAGAACAUUGCUAGUCCAAAGAAACUGGACACAGAGAUUGGCACUUUAAUGAUCACCAUAGCUGGUUUGAAGUUGUUGCGUUCCUCUUUCAGCAACCCAACCUGCCAGUAUGUCACUGUUAUUUUCACAGUGCUCUUCUUUACAUUUGAUUACAAAAGUUUUUCUGAGACUAUGCUGCUUGACCUCUUCUUCAUGUCCAUACUCUUCAGCAAGCUUUGGGAACUCUUUUAUAAAUUGAGAUUUGUGUAUACUUAUAUUGCUCCUUGGCAGAUCACCUGGGGAUCUGCUUUCCAUGCUUUUGCCCAGCCCUUUGCUGUGCCACAUUCUGCAAUGUUGUUUGUCCAAGCGGCUGUGUCAGCUUUCUUCUCCACCCCACUGAACCCCUUUCUGGGAAGUGCAAUAUUCAUCACUUCAUAUGUCAGACCUGUCAAAUUCUGGGAAAGAGAUUACAACACAAAGCGUGUGGACCAUUCAAACACAAGACUCGCUUCCCAGCUUGAUAGAAAUCCAGGUUCAGAUGAUAACAACCUGAAUUCAAUCUUCUAUGAGCAUUUAACCCGUUCCCUUCAGCACAGCCUGUGUGGAGACCUGUUGCUGGGGCGGUGGGGGAACUACAGUACUGGGGACUGCUUCAUCCUAGCUUCUGACUACCUCAAUGCACUAGUACACCUUAUAGAGAUAGGAAAUGGUCUGGUCACCUUCCAGCUGAGGGGGCUUGAAUUCAGAGGCACUUACUGUCAACAACGAGAAGUAGAGGCCAUCACCGAGGGGGUAGAGGAAGAUGAAGGGUUUUGUUGCUGUGAACCUGGCCAUAUCCCACAUAUGCUUUCAUUCAAUACUACCUUUGGCCAACGCUGGCUGGCAUGGGAAGUGCUUGUGACAAAGUAUGUUCUGGAAGGCUACAGCAUCACAGACAACAGUGCCGCUUCCAUGCUUCAAGUCUUUGAUCUUCGGAAAAUUCUCACCACUUAUUAUGUCAAGGGCAUUAUCUAUUAUGUCACAACCUCCUCCAAGCUGGAGGAAUGGUUAGCUAAUGAAACAAUGCAGGAAGGAUUACAGCCAUGUGCAGACUGCAACUAUGUUGAUGUGGAUCCUACAUUUAAUCCAAAUAUUGAUGAGGAUUAUGACCACCAUCUAGCAGGGGUCUCCAGAGAGAGUUUCUGUAUGACUUACCUCAACUGGAUAGAGUACUGCUGCUCCCGAAGAGAAAAGCCGCUGGAUGCAGAUAAAGACUCCUCCUUGGUGACUCUUUGUUACGGACUGUGUGUUCUGGGUCGGAGAGCUUUGGGGACUGCUUCCCAUCAUAUGUCUAGUAAUUUGGAAUCUUUCCUGUAUGGGCUGCAUGCCCUGUUUAAGGGCGACUUCCGUAUCUCUUCAAUCCGAGAUGAAUGGAUCUUUGCUGACAUGGAAUUGCUGAGGAAAGUGGUGGUUCCUGGAAUACGCAUGUCACUCAAACUACAUCAGGAUCACUUCACUUCCCCAGAUGAAUAUGAUGACCCUGCUGUCCUCUAUGAAGCCAUUGUGUCCCAUGAGCAAAACCUGGUUAUAGCACAUGAAGGGGACCCAGCCUGGAGGAGCGCUGUCCUUUCCAACUCUCCCUCCCUGCUUGCCCUCCGCCAUGUGAUGGAUGAUGGCACCAAUGAAUAUAAAAUCAUCAUGUUGAACAAGCGUUAUCUCAGUUUCAGAGUAAUCAAGGUAAAUAAGGAGUGUGUGCGUGGCCUCUGGGCAGGGCAGCAGCAGGAACUUGUCUUCCUGCGUAACCGUAACCCAGAAAGAGGGAGCAUCCAAAAUGCAAAGCAGGCUUUGAGGAAUAUGAUCAAUUCUUCCUGUGACCAGCCCAUUGGAUACCCAAUCUAUGUCUCACCUUUGACUACUUCCUAUUCAGAUAGCCAUGAUCAGCUCAAGGAGUUUCUUGGGGGCGCUAUCAGUUUGGGAAAUAUCAGAAACUUCAUAGUAUCCACGUGGCACAGAUUAAGGAAAGGUUGUGGUGCUGGCUGCAACAGUGGUGGAAACAUUGAAGAUUCAGAUGCUGGAGGUGGGGCUUCCUGCACAAGUAACAAUGCAGCUGCCAAUGAGUCGCAAAGCAGCAUGUCACAAGCAGGAGGGAAUUUAAUUACAGGGCAGGGCCCUGGCGUGGGACUCCACCCUCCUGUCACAUCUCACCCCUCAACACUAGGCACCAGUCACAGCUCCCAUUCUGUGCAGUCAAGCCUUGUCAGACAUUCCCCUGCUCGUGCCUCAGUAGCCAGCCAUUCAUCUUAUUGCUACAGCAGUCGUCAUUCAUCACUUCGCACGUCCACUACAGGCUUUGUGCCUUGCCGACGCUCUUCCACCAGUCAGAUAUCCCUUCGUAACCUCCCAUCCUCCAUCCAGUCUCGCCUAUCCAUGGUGAACCAAAUGGAACCCACUAGCCAGACUGGCGUUGUCAUCAUGCAGCAUGGCCUACCCUCUUCCAGCAGCUCCAGCCAAAGCAUCCCAGCCUGUAAACAACAUGCUCUUGUGGGCUUUCUAGGAACAGAAGGAGGGAAUAACGUAACCGAUGCACAGUCAGGUGGUAAUGCAAGCCCUGCAAACCAUAUGCAAGCCAAAAGGGAUGAAGUUAUUUACAGAAUCCAGAUAAUGGAUCCCAGCCAAGUACUGGAAGGGAUCAACAUGUCUAAAAGGAAGGAGUUGCAGUGGCCAGAUGAGGUGAUACGGCUAAAAGCUGGAAGAAAUAGCUGGAAAGACUGGAGUCCUCAGGAAGGCAUGGAAGGCCAUGUGAUUCACCGCUGGGUGCCUUGCAGCAGAGAUCCAGGGAGUAGGUCCCACAUAGAUAAAACUAUCCUGCUGGUCCAGAUUGAAGACAAAUAUGUUGCUGUGGUUGAAACUGGAGUCCUAGAACUUGGCGCUGAAGUGUGAGCCACACUGAUAAUUAAACUUCCCAUCCUCCAAAGAUUCAGAAGAGAGGAUGCUCCCAGGGCAUAAAACUUUAAUCCAGUUAUAGGACAGGACUUGAAAACAGGGGGCUUGUAGAAGGCCCUUCCCCAAAAUAAAGAAGUGUAAGAGCUGGAUUUUUUAAGUUGUUAGCUGCUGAGGAAACAUUUGCAUGAAGGGUAAAGAUUUGUUGAGACAUCAUUUUUGUUUUGAAACUUUGUUUUAUGCAUUGUGUAUUGCUUUAAAUCAACAAACUUCAGUUCUAAAAUAGGAGCCCCUCACAUUUUUCUAAUUGCUUUGCCAAAAAUUGCCAUGUUUUGUCACAGAGCAUGUGGCGUCCAUUCACCUUAUUUAAAGAAACUGACUAGCAUACAAACCUUUGGUUCAGCGUAAAGCCAUAUAGAAGUUUUAUGUAUGGCGAGAGACUGAAAAGACGUAUAGAUUAUCUUCUUCCUUGUGAGCUAAAAUCUUUAAUGAGAGAACUGCACUAAUUUUUUUACAGCAAUGCACUAAAAUAUCUGAGAUUGCUCAGAACAUUUAUUUAUAUAUAAAUAAAAUAUCAUUAUUUAAAUUGCCUUUGGGAUUAAUCCCCUCCCUCUCCAUAUACAUGUUGACAGUAAGAGCUGUGCCAUGGAUUCUGUUUGGUUCAGUAGUCUGUAUUUCAUAUCCGUGCAUUGCAUCCUUUUCACAAUAAAUGGCAAAAUACCAAAUAUCUAGUAAUGUACCUGAAUAUCCCCAUAACUAUAUCAAAGGCUAUUUUGGUGAUGGUGCAUCAAUCAUCUGAACAACAUAUUCAGCUUUAAAGUGGGUCUCAAUGCACUAAUUUGCAUCCUUUGUCUUUCUUAGAUAGUCCUGACUUCUCUGCUCCUUUACACCUGGAGCUAACUCAGUUAUACUGAUGGCUCUUCUCUGGAAGAGGCGCUUGAUUUUUGAGGGAGGUAGGGGUGAAUCUUAGUCUAUGGUCCAUGUCUAUUUUCUGCGACCUUGAAGGUUUUCAGAUUCAAUACAGUUAAACAACUGGGGUUUGGUUGGUUGUCUCUUUUUGUUUGGCUUUUUUUUAAAGGACUUAUGGAUGAGGCACAGCCCUAAACUGUUGUAUCGUUUUUACCAUCUCACCUUUCCUUUCCCUCUAGUCUUCAUUCUUUUCUAUGACUUGAAUUUUAUUUUCAAUGAUUAUAUAUUCUAUGUAACUGUAAUUUGAGUAUUUAUAACUGUGAAGUUCAAUUAUUCAUUUGUUACAUAUCCUAGGUUUUAUUGUGUUUUUUAAAAUGUGUGUAUUCAGGGAAACAAGUAACUCAAAUUUACCAUGGAGGUGUGAGGAGAAAACUGCAGUUUAGAUUUAAAUUGCAGCUCCUUUGACUUGAUUCUCUUAAUCCAUGAGAAAAAUGUACAUGUUGUGAUUGUUUCCUGUCUCUGAUCUGGAAUUAUGCUCAGUUCUGCAGAGAACUUCACACAGUCCUAGCUUUUGAGAGCAGCCAUCUUCUCUCCCCCAUCAUUACCUCUUCUUCCUAGGUAGUAUAACUGGGGGAGAGUUUUAGCAGAUUGCAGGGGAUGUGUUGCAAUUAUUUCUCUGUAAGCACUGAAAUCUAGUCCAUUAUAUACUUAUGUAAGAGUAAAUAUACAAGGGGUAAGGAAAAUGUAGGAAGCAAAUGCCUACUGCAAAGCAUUGUUGAUAUUCUGACUCAAGUUACUGUAUGCUUUUAGCUAUGAAAAAGUAGUCUCUUCUAUGCCUAGUGUCUGGUCAGUUAUGAAUCCUAUUCCUAGUGCACUGUUGUAGGGCUUUGCUUAUGUUGUAUACUAUGCAAAGCUUGUACACUUUAUGUACUGUGCAUUUUACAAUUGCAUAUUACUGUACCGUUUAUACAUAUGCAGUAUUUAAUCUUUGCAUAAAUGCACAGUUCAGAAUCUACCACCUUGGAAAUCAUUUGUCUGUUCCAAACACCUUACCAAAUGUGCACGAGAGUGUGGUUAAAUUUAUCUCCUAGUUAUCUGAUAACAUAGUGAAGUAGCCGACUUCAUUGGCAGUUUUGUAGCUUUGCUGUCAUGAGUGAAGAAAAUUUCUGUUAGAGUUGAAGCCAUUUUUAAUUAAGGUUUGUACUUUUAUGCCCUUUCUCUGCUGACAAUUACAAGAUGCAUUUCCUUUAUCAGUUGGAAUAUAGUUUCACAAAGACUAACAAAUGAGAAUCCUCUCUGGGGAUAGACCCUAAUAUUGGUAUUAAUACAAGGAUUCUUUACUGUUCUGAUGCCUUGAGAGAAUCAGAUGCUUAAAAAUACAUAUACCCCAUUUU
This is a messenger RNA of Dermochelys coriacea (leatherback sea turtle), 9473 nucleotides long. RefSeq names its product pecanex 1 (gene PCNX1). The coding region runs from base 103 to 7170 and encodes 2355 amino acids. The transcript has 38 exons. Gene Ontology annotation, cellular component: membrane. The record is from RefSeq and is a predicted model, not a curated record. Lineage: Eukaryota; Metazoa; Chordata; Testudines; Dermochelyidae.